Molecule: messenger RNA, 3234 nt
Organism: Iphiclides podalirius (scarce swallowtail)
Lineage: Eukaryota; Metazoa; Arthropoda; Insecta; Lepidoptera; Papilionidae
Source: the annotation of a GenBank genome assembly
AUGACUCAUUCACCAGACGAAACGCGAAAGUACGACCGUGGUACGUCCCCGGGUAACAACGUUGCUACCUUGGAAAAUGAUGAUGAUAUUAAACCUCCGCAUUUUCUUCACGAAAAACCACAACCGGAAAAAAUAAAACACGAACAAUGCCCAGUAAUAAAGGAGGGCGUCGCUGACAUAGAUACCGUUUCUAUAUUCCCUUCGUUCGAUUUUCAGCCGAGCUGGCUCCGUACGAAAGAGUUUUGGGACAGGUCCUUUGAAGAACGCUACGAGAAUAUUCGAAAUGAUACUAGACGUCCCCGGUUGAAGGUGAUCGUAGUCCCACAUUCGCACAAUGAUCCCGGUUGGUUGAAAACGUUCGAGCAAUAUUUUGAAUGGAAAACAAAAAACAUAAUAAAUAACAUCGUUCUUAAAUUGAACCAGCACCCUAAUAUGACGUUCAUUUGGACUGAGAUGUCGUUUCUUAACGCUUGGUGGGAGACUUCACACCCAGUUAAGCAGAAGGCUCUUAAGAAAUUAAUAAAGGAAGGACGGCUUGAAAUCACAACUGGUGGAUGGGUGAUGCCUGAUGAGGCAUGUACUCAUAUCUAUGCGUUGAUCGAUCAAUUCAUUGAAGGUCACCAUUGGGUUAAGACUAAUCUUGGUAUUACUCCGAAAAUCGGUUGGUCCAUCGAUCCGUUUGGGCAUGGAGCGACGGUACCUUACAUACUUGACAAGAGUGGUCUCGAAGGCACGAUUAUCCAACGCAUCCACUACGCUUGGAAACAGUGGUUUGCUGAGCGGCAAAUUGAGGAAUUCUAUUGGCUGCCCGGGUGGACCGCUAAGAAACCGUCGCUGAUUGUUCACAACCAGCCUUUCGACAUAUAUUCUAUUAAAAGCACCUGCGGCCCCCAUCCCUCUAUUUGUCUGAGCUAUGAUUUUCGUAAAAUCCCAGGCGAAUAUUCAGAGUACACGGCCAAGCACGAAGAGAUUACCGAACAGAAUCUUCACAGUAAAUCCAAAACCCUUGUUGAGGAAUACGAACGGAUAGGAUCGCUGACGGCACAUAACGCCGUCUUGGUACCGCUCGGCGACGACUUCAGAUACGAGUAUGACUCGGAGUUUGACGCUCAGUACGUAAAUUACAUGAAAAUGUUCGAUUACAUUAAUAGCCACAAGGAUCUGUUUAACGCUGACGUCCAAUUUGGGACUCCGCUUGAUUACUUUAAUGUAAUUAAGCAACGGCAUGAAGGCAAUAUGCCCACUUUAAAGGGGGAUUUCUUUGUCUAUUCGGAUAUAUUCAGUGAAGGAAAGCCUGCAUAUUGGUCAGGUUAUUACACCACGAGACCCUACCUGAAGAUCCUCGCCCGGCAGUUAGAACAUCAAUUGCGAACGGCCGAAAUCAUUUUCACCCUCGUUUCCAACUUCAUAAAUCAGUCUAGUGACCAUAGGCUUAUUUCUUCCGAAAAACGCCUGGAAAAAUACUAUGAACAGUUGAUUAUUGCUAGGAGAAACUUGGGACUUUUCCAGCACCAUGACGCAAUUACGGGAACGUCUAAAGCUAAUGUCAUGAACGAUUACGGCACGAAACUUUUUACCAGCCUGUACCACUGUAUCCGUCUUCAAGAAUCCGCUCUAACAACAAUAAUGAUAACGGACGAAAAGUUACACUCUCAAAGUAUUUUGCAGAGUGAAGUUGAAUGGGAGACAUUCGGCGCUCCGGUAAAGAAACUUCAUGUCUCCUUGGUUGAUAGAAAAAAGGUGGUCUUGUUCAAUCCUCUGGCAGAACGUCGAACCGAAGUAAUAACCUUAAGAUCGAAUACAACUAACGUCAGAAUUUAUGACAGCAGGACAAGGAAGCACGUUCUGUACCAAAUCUCUCCAACCAUAGAUACCCUCGAAGAUGGUAAACGCGUCAUCAGCAAUACUAAUUUCGAAAUACAGUUUGUCGCAACUUUGCCCGCUCUGACCACGGUGACCUACAAGCUGGAGGAACACACGAAUAUAUCACAUUACAGUCUCGUAUUUUGCAACAAUUGUAAUGAGAACCCGCCAACCAGUUUCGUCACGAAGAAAAUGAUGCCCGGCGACAUUCAACUCGAGAACAAUGUUUUGAAAUUACUCAUUAACAGGAACAGUGGAUUUUUGAAGCAAGUGUAUAGGAAAGACGUUAGGAAGAAGAAUGUAGUUGAGAUGCAAUUUGGAGCUUACCAAAGUGCGCAGAGACAUUCGGGGGCCUAUCUCUUUAUGCCGGAUUACGACUCGCCGGAAAGGAACGUACUUAACCCGUAUUCGAACUGGAACAGCUAUCAAGAUGACAACAUAAUUAUUGUAUCAGGACCGGUAUCCACAAAAAUCACUACUCUCUAUGCACCGUUCUUAGUACACUCUGUUACCAUUUAUAAUGUUGAGGACCCUGCACUUUUGCACGGCAUUUUGAUCGAGAACGUUGUUGAUUUCGAAAGCCCACCUAAGAACAGAGAAACAGAGCUGUACAUGCGCAUCCAAACGAACAUUCAAAACGGCGAACCGCCCGAAUUUUACACAGAUCAGAAUGGCUUCCAAUACCAGAAAAGAGUGAAAGUUGACAAGUUGGGUAUCGAAGCCAAUUAUUAUCCUAUCACAACAAUGGCUUGGAUUCAAGACGAAGACACGAGAUUGACACUGAUAACAAACCACGCGCAGGGUGCGGCGGCAUUUGAGCCCGGUAGACUUGAAGUGAUGCUCGAUCGACGAACACUCUAUGACGACUUUCGAGGUAUAGGUGAGGGUGUAGUGGAUAAUAAACCUACAACUUUCCAAAACUGGCUCCUCUUGGAACCCAGUACAACUGAAAAAUCCAAAAUACACACUAGCGAGGCCUUCCAACGCGUUCAUGAGAGACGCUUUGGCCCAGGUGAAAAAACGACCGAUUACCCUUUACCAUCACAGACCGCAGACUAUUUGAGCCGUUGCCUGAACUAUCCGGUUAAUAUUUACCUUAUCGAUACCAGUGAGGUUGGCGAUAUAGAAGUUAAGAAGUAUCAGACAUUCGUGCAGAACUUCCCGCCCGGCAUUCACCUUAUUACAAUGCGCACCAUCACCGACGAUAUUCUGGAACAAUUCCCCAGUACUUCGUGUUACAUGGUACUGCAGAGACCGGCACACAGCUGUUCUGUAGGGACCCGUUCUUUAAAAUCUACUUCGUUCACUGCUAUGACAAGAUUUAUUGGACUACACAUUAAUAAUCUCACUUCUGUUAGUUUAACCGGACCU